AUGGAAAAAGGUUCUACUACUCCACAAAUGGACAACGUACAAAUGAGAGCUGUAAUAGCUUCCAAUGGAACAGCAACAACAGUGACUGCAAACAAUGGUUUUUCAUCACCUUCGAGACUAGGAGGUCUUCCCAAUCUUAAUGGAUGGUUGAACAACCUCCCUUCACUUAAAUCUGAGCCUGAAGAGGUGCAUAUAGGGAGAUUGACUGGAGUUAAUACAACUAUCAAAUCCAACCUAGGGAGAUUCACCUACAUGUUGCUGAAAUUAAGGAAACUUCAACUGGAAGUAAAUUACUUCACAGAGUGUAUCCAUGAGGGGGUCGUCCCUAAAUGUUUAAGAUUGUGGCAAUACCCGACAGGCUUGCAAGAUGCGUCAGAUUUUCAUCAAGAACUGCUUGCCUUAUUUAAUAGACAUGGGACUGAACUAAUGGAGCUUCUUUAUCACCUCAAGAAAGUGCAUUUCCAAACAUCAGAUGGAGAAGACUUAUUUUUUGAUGAGAACGGAGAUGUAGUUGUACGUUCUGAUAUCGUUAACUGGCAGCUCACUCCAGAUGGUGUCAUGAAAAGCCUAACCGUGGGAUGGUCUAAGCCUUAUACCCUGCAUGGUCAACAACUCUUUGUUAAUAACAGUGCUGUUGUGUGGAGUGGAGGACACUUUGAGGUUCCGAAGUCUGUGUGUAGUGAAGCCUGCAAUGCUGGUUACAGAAGAGUUAUUCGACAAGGAGAACCACCAUGUUGCUUUGACUGUAUCCCUUGUUCAGAUGGAGAAAUUGCUAACAAAUCCGGAAAAUGUAUUUGUAUAAAGUGUCCUGAUGAUUACUGGUCAAAUACAGAAAAAGAUUUCUGCAUUUCAAAAUACAUUGAGUUCCUCUCGUAUGAAGAUCCCUUGGGUACAUCAUUAGCUGCUAUUGCUGUUGCCUUGUCAUUGAUGCCUGUGGGGGUUCUGUGUAUCUUCAUCAAACAUCAUGAUACACCAGUUGUCAAGGCAAAUAACCGUGAAAUCAGCUACUUCCUCCUUGUAAUACUUACAUUAUGUUUACUGGCUUCACUAAUAUUUAUCGGUCAUCCAAGAAAUGAAACUUGUAUUUUCAGGCAACCAGCUUUUGGGAUAUUCUUCUCCAUUUGUGUAUCCGCUGUACUGGCCAAGACCAUCACUGUAGUGAUCGCUUUCAGAGCCACAAAACCAGGAAGCCGACUGAAAAACCUGUUUGGAUCAAAGACAUCAUUUUUCACUAUUGUAUGUUGUUCUGUGGUUGAGAUUAUAAUAUGCAUUGCAUGGAUCUCAGUUUCUCCACCUUUCCAAGAAACUGACAAAACAUAUCCACAGAAAACAAUUCUUCAGUGUAAUGAAGGUUCAGCUGCCAUGUUUUACUGCAUGCUGGGAUAUUUAGGUAUAUUAGCAACUAUAAGCCUUUUAAUAGCAUUUCAUGCUAGGAACCUCCCAGAUAGUUUUAAUGAGACAAAAUUUAUCACAUUUAGCAUGAUUGUUUUUAUAAGUGUUUGGUUAUCAUUCAUACCAGCUUAUAUUAGCACAAAGGGGAAAUACAUGGUUGCUGUUGAGAUUUUUGCAAUUCUCUCAUCUAGUACUGGAUUAUUACUUUGCAUUUUUUCCCCCAAAUGCUACAUUAUUCUACUGAGACCAGAUAUGAACACUAGAAGAUACCUUGUAAGACAAAAUGUUGCUUAA
Molecule: messenger RNA, 1686 nt
Organism: Protopterus annectens (West African lungfish)
Lineage: Eukaryota; Metazoa; Chordata; Ceratodontiformes; Protopteridae
Product: vomeronasal type-2 receptor 26-like
Exons: 5
Coding region: 1-1686 (561 amino acids)
Biological process (GO): G protein-coupled receptor signaling pathway
Cellular component (GO): membrane
Molecular function (GO): G protein-coupled receptor activity
Source: RefSeq, a predicted model, not a curated record